This is a messenger RNA of Struthio camelus australis, 11975 nucleotides long. The record is from RefSeq and is a predicted model, not a curated record. NCBI's taxonomy places the organism in Eukaryota, Metazoa, Chordata, Aves, Struthioniformes, Struthionidae.
UCAUGGGACACAAACUUGAUUGAAUGCAACUUGGAUCAAGAACUGAAACUUUUUGUGUCUCGCCAUUCAGCUCGAUUCUCUCCUGAAGUUCGAGGUCAAAAAAUUCUUCACCACAGAAGUGACGUCUUAGAAACUGUAGUCCUGAUUAAUCCCUCAGAUGAAGCAGUUAGCACUGAGGUGCGUUUAAUGAUCACAGAUGCUGCAAGACACAAGCUCCUUGUGCUCACUGGACAGUGCUUUGAAAACACAGGAGAACUCAUUCUUCAGUCAGGGUCCUUCUCCUUCCAGAACUUCAUUGAGAUCUUCACGGAUCAAGAGAUCGGUGAAUUAUUGAGCACUACACACCCUGCCAACAAAGCCAGCUUAACUCUCUUCUGCCCUGAGGAAGGGGACUGGAAAAAUUCCAACCUUGACAGACACAACCUUCAAGACUUUAUUAACAUUAAACUCAACUCAGCUUCCAUAUUGCCCGAAAUGGAAGGACUCUCUGAAUUCACAGAAUAUCUGUCAGAAUCAGUAGAAGUGCCAUCACCAUUUGACAUUUUGGAACCUCCAACCUCAGGAGGCUUUUUGAAACUCUCCAAACCCUGCUGUUACAUUUUUCCGGGUGGAAGAGGGGACUCUGCACUGUUUGCAGUGAAUGGAUUUAACAUGCUUAUCAAUGGAGGAUCCGAAAGAAAAUCUUGCUUCUGGAAACUUAUCCGACAUUUGGACAGAGUCGAUUCCAUUCUGCUCACUCACAUUGGAGAUGAUAACCUGCCAGGAAUCAAUAGCAUGCUUCAGCGAAAGAUAGCUGAAUUAGAAGAGGAACAGUCCCAAGGGUCUACGACCAACAGUGACUGGAUGAAAAAUCUGAUCUCACCUGAUUUAGGAGUGGUAUUCCUCAAUGUACCUGAAAACCUGAAGAACCUUGAUCCUAACUUUAGAGUAAAAAGGAGUGUAGAAGAAGCUUGUUUUACUCUCCAGUAUUUAAAUAAGUUGUCUAUGAAACCAGAACCUCUUUUUAGAAACGUAGGAAAUACCAUUGACCCCAUCAUUUUAUUUCAGAAAAUGGGAGUUGGCAAACUUGAGAUGUAUGUGCUUAAUCCUGUGAAAAACAGCAAAGAGAUGCAAUAUUUUAUGCAACAGUGGAGUGGUACUGAUAAAGAUAAAGCUGAAUUCCUGCUACCAAAUGGCCAAGAAGUAGAUAUUCCGUUAUCCUAUUUCACCUCUGUCUCAUCCCUGCUAGAAGGACUGGAAAAACUCAAACAUUUAGACUUCCUUAAACAACCGAUGGUUACACAGAAGGACCUAACUGGGAACAUCGCUAGUCCAGCUGUGAAACAAGCAAAGCUGAAACAACGAACAGACAGCAAGGAGAGUCUUAAGCCUGCUGCAAAGACGCCGCCAAGCAAGACAGUCAGAAAAGAAUCUAAAGAAGAAACACCAGAACCACCAAAACCUAGUCCAGCACCAGAAAAGCCUCAGAAAGUAGAAAGCAAAGAAAAAGUUCCAGUUAAAAAAGAGAAACCAGCAAAAGUUGAGACCAAACCUAUAGUGGCAGAAAAAGAUGUAACAAGUAAAGAAGAACAGUUAGUGAAACCUGAAACGGCUGAAAAACAAGCUACAGAUGUAAAACCAAAAGUGGCAAAGGAAAAGCCAGUGAAAAAAGAAGUCAAAGCAAAACCUGAAGAAAAGAAAGAGGAGAAAGAAAAACCAAAGAAAGAGGUUCCUAAGAAAGAGGAGAAAACACCUAUCAAAAAAGAGGAAAAACCCAAAAAGGAAGAGAUCAAGAAAGAAGUUAAAAAAGAGGUGAAGAAGGAGGAGAAGAAGGAAGCUAAAAAGGAAGUGAAGAAAGAAGCUCCACCAAAGGAAGCUAAAAAGGAAGCUAAAAAAGAGGAGAAGAAGGAAAUUAAGAAAGAAGAAAAAGAAGCUAAAAAGGACAUCAAAAAGCUUCCUAAAGAAACAAAGAAGACAUCUACUCCUUCAACUGAAGCCAAAAAACCAGCAGCAAAGCCUAAACCACAAAAGAAGGAGGAACCUGCUAAAAAAGAACCAGUACCUGCUGGAAAGCCAAAGGAAAAAGGGAAAAUUAAGACUGUGAAGAAGGAGAUCAAAGUUAAUGGAGCGCAAGCUGCCCUUGCGGCAGUUGGAGCCGCUGCCACAACUGUAGCAACAGUAGUCGCUGCAGAAAUUACAGCUAAUGGAAAAGAACUUGAAGCUGAGAGAUCCCUCAUGUCUUCACCAGAGGAUUUGACAAAGGACUUUGAAGAAUUAAAAGCUGAAGAGGUAGAAACAAUAAAAGAAACAAAACCUCAAGUUGCACUCAUAGAGGAUGAACUGAAACUCACUGGCACAGUCCAAAAAGAAAAAUUAGAUCAUGAAGGACCUGCUGAGUCCUCUGAUGAAGGCAUAACUACCACAGAAGCUGAGGGUGAAUGCGAACAGACACCUGAAGAAUUGGAGCCUGUGGAAAAGCACAGGGUUGAUGACAUUGAGAAGUUUGAAGAUGAAGGAACUGGCUUAGAGGAAUCAUCUGAAGCAGGGGACUAUGAAGAAAAGGCAGAGACAGAAGAAGCUGAAGAACGAGAAGAUGAGGAAGAAAAGACACCGCUAGACACCACAAAACAGUAUAUGGAGGAAGUAAGAAAAAUAGAAGAGAGUUCAGAAAAAAUACUGGCUGAAGUGGAUGCUAGAAUUAAAGAUGAAAAAUAUAUUGAAAAGGCAGACUAUGAGGCAUCAGAUGAACGGGCUGAGGAAGACAGGGAAGAAGCAGUGGAAAAGGCAGAAACUGAAGAGACUGAAGAGGAGGAGGAAGACAAAGCAGAAGAUAUCAGAGAUGAAGAGGAGACUGAAAAAAUAGAAGCUGAAGAAGAUUACGUGAUGGCUGUAGUGGACAAAGCUGCAGAAGCUGGUGAAGUUGAAGAUAAAUAUGGCCUGCUCAUAAUUACACCAACUAAACGCUCAGAACCUCAGUCUCCAGCAGUUGAGCCGGCUUCUUCUAUCCACGAUGAGACAUUACCUGGUGGUUCAGAAAGUGAAGCCACUGUUUCUGAUGAAGAAAAUAGAGAAGACCAACCUGAAGAAUUCACUGCUACUUCAGGUUAUACACAGUCUACCAUCGAAAUAUCCAGUGAACCAACUCCAAUGGAUGAAAUGUCUACACCCCGGGAUGUCAUGAGUGAUGAAACUACCAAUGAGGAAAGUGAGUCACCUUCUCAGGAGUAUGUGAACAUUACCAAAUAUGAGACAUCACUGUAUUCUCAAGAGUUUAGUAGACCUAAACUCUCUCCACUUCCGGAUGCUUUCAAUGGAUUAUCUGAAGGAUCCAAAACAGAGGCCACAGAAGGUAAAGACUAUAAUGCCUCAGCUUCUACCAUCUCGCCACCUUCUUCAUUAGAGGAAGACAAAUUCUGCAAAUCUGCCUUCCAAGAAGUAUACCGGCAAAAAGAAAGUGAAAUCCAAGGCACUGCCAAAUUAGAAAUCCAAGAAACCUAUCCAGAAGAUGUUGGUGGAAGACAUAGUCCAACCAAGAGUCCAGCUGAGAGUUUGUCCCCUCCAUCACCAGUUGCCAGAACACCACUGAGUGAACGGAGUGUGAACUUCUCCCUCACUCCCAGUGAGAUCAAGGUCUCAGCUGAGCCUGUGCCCAUUGCUACUUUGCCUGACGCACAUCAGGAAGUACCUGAGGAGCCCUGUGCAAGCCCUGAAGAGAAAACAUUAGAAGUAGCAUCUCCCUCACAGUCUGCUGCUGGUAGUGCUGGCCACACACCUUAUUAUCAGUCUCCCACUGAUGAAAAAUCCAGUCAGCUUUCUUCUGAACUCACUGAAAAGUCAGGAGAAACUCCAGUUAGCUUUGAAUUCAGUGAAGUCAAAGAUGAGUCUGCAAAACCCAGAAUAAGCCCUAUGGAUGAGCCUGUGCCAGAUUCAGAAUCUCCUAUUGAAAAAGUUCUCUCACCUUUACGGAGUCCACCACUGAUAGGUUCAGAGACCUCUUAUGAUACAUUUUUGAGUGCUGAUGUAAAGUCUCCCACCAGAGAUUAUGAAAGUCCUUCUGAGAGUAAAACUGAAAGAGAAAGAUCGCCUGUCCAGAUAAGCCCAACUUCUGAAGCCAGCUCUGUGGGCCUUUACCAAGAAAAACAGGAUGAAAAAAGCAUGGAAUUCAUGGCAAUUAAAGAAGGCUUCAGCCUAGAAAGGAAAACGGAGGAUACAGAGCCCAGCAGCUCUCAGUCUUCACUGGUCUUGGAUGAGCGGAAGUUAGCAGGUGAUCUCUCACCUACUCAAAUUGAUAUCAGUCAGUUUGGUUCCUUAAAAGAAGACACUAAAAUGUCAAUUUCUGAAGGCACUGUUUCUGACAAGUCUGCAACGCCUGUUGAUGAGGUUGUAGCAGAAGAUACCUAUUCCCAUAUGGAAGGAGUUGCUUCUGUCUCUACAGCAUCAGUUGCUACUAGUUCAUUUCCAGAACCAACUACUGAUGACGUAUCUCCUUCUUUGCAUGCCGAAGUUGGAUCCCCUCACUCUACAGAAGUUGAUGAUUCUCUUUCGGUGUCAGUUGUACAAACACCAACAACGUUCCAGGAAACAGAAAUGUCUCCAUCUAAGGAAGAGUGCCCAAGGCCCAUGUCAAUUUCUCCACCAGAUUUCUCACCUAAAACCGCAAAAUCAAGAACACCAGUGCACGAUCAUAGGUCUCCUGAGCAGUCAACUAUGUCAGUAGAAUUUGGUCAAGAGUCCCCUGAGCAGUCUUUAGCAAUGGACUUUAGUAGACAGUCUCCAGAAUAUCCUACUGUAGGCACUAGUAUUCAUCAUAUAUCUGAAAAUGGACCAACUGAAGUGGAUUAUAGCCCUUCAGAUGUACAGGAGCCUACUUUUGCGCAGAAGAUUUCCCCUGUUGAGCAAACAUCUUACUCUCAGGAGAAGGAUAUUUCAGAAAUUAUUUCAGUUUCUCAAAUUGAAGCUUCAUCCUCAACUUCAUCAGCUCAUACACCUUCCCAGGUAACUUCACCACUGCCAGAGGAAACUUUUUCAGGUGCUGUUCCACCCAGAGAUAUGUCACUACAUUCUUUUACCUCAGAAAAGGUACAGAGCCUGGGAGAAAAGCUGUCACCAAAGUCUGACUUAUCUCCAUUAACUCCAAGGGAAUCCUCUCCUCUAUACUCCCCUAGUUUUCCGGAUUCACCUCCUGCAGUCACAGAAGCAAUGUCAGCGAGUCACGCAUCAUCGUUGUCGCUGCAAGUGUCCUCUGACAAAGCAUUUGACUAUCAAGCUGGCACAUUACAAGAACCACUAACAAAGCAUAGUCCAGAAUCUUUAGCCUCUCCGGAAAAAGAAGAUUCGGAGAAAAGUAGCAGGUCACCAGAAGAACUGAGUUACUCUUAUGAGGCAACUGAGAAAACUACAAGGUCACCAGAGGAUAUUAGCUACUCUUAUGAGUCAAUUGGAAAACCUACUAGAUCACCUCAGGCCACAGAUUAUUCCUAUGAGGCAACAGAAAAAACUACAAGGUCACCUGAAACCACAGAUUAUGCCUAUGAGACAAUGGGGAAAACCGUGAGGUCACCUGAGGCCACAGAUUAUUCCUAUGAGAAGACAGGGAAAACCACCAGGUCACCUGAGGCCACAGAUUAUGCCUAUGAGACAAUGGGGAAAACCACCAGGUCACCUGAGGCCACAGAUUAUUCCUAUGAGAAGACAGGGAAAACCACCAGGUCACCUGAGGCCACAGAUUAUGCCUAUGAGACAAUGGGGAAAACCAGCAGAUCACCUGAGGCCACAGAUUACGCCUAUGAGACAACGGGGAAAACCAGCAGAUCACCCGAGGCCACAGAUUACGCCUAUGAGACAACGGGGAAAACCAGCAGAUCACCCGAGGCCACAGAUUACUCCUAUGAGACAACGGGGAAAACCAGCAGAUCACCCGAGGCCACCGAUUACUCCUAUGAGAUAAUGGGGAAAACCAGCAGAUCACCCGAGGCCACCGAUUACUCCUAUGAGAUAAUGGGGAAAACCACUAAAUCACUUGAGAUUACAGAUUAUUCCUACGAGAGAAUUGGAAAAGCCACCAGAUCACCUGAUGCUGUGGAUUACUCUUAUGAGACAACAGGGAAAACCACUAAGUCACCAGAAGCCAUUAGCUACUGCUAUGAGACAGCAGGGAGAACCACCAGGUCACCUGAGGCCACGGCUUACUCCUACGAAACAACUGGAAAAGCUACCAGGUCACCUGAGGCCACAGAUUACUCAUUUGAGACCACUGGAAAAGCCACCAGGUCACCUGAGGCCACAGAUUACUCAUUUGAGACCACCGGGAAGGCCACCAGGUCACCUGAGGCCACAGAUUACUCAUUUGAGACCACUGGGAAGGCCACCAGGUCACCUGAGGCCACAGAUUACUCAUUUGAGACCACUGGGAAGGCCACCAGGUCACCUGAAGCUACUAGCUAUUCCUAUGAAGCAAGUGGACAUUUUACUCCAGGAAAAUCAUUAGCAGAAUCCCGUCAAGAUGUUGAUUUAUGCCUUGUGUCCUCCUGCGAAUAUAAACACCCUAAAACCGAACUUUCACCCUCAUUUAUCAACCCAAAUCCCCUAGAGUGGUUUGCAAGUGAAGAACAGUCUCAAGAUCAAGAAAAGCCAUUAACUCAAUCUGGGGGAGCCCAGCCACCUUCUGGUGGAAAACUGCCAGCACGACAGUGUGAUGAAACACCCCCUACGUCAGUAAGCGAGUCUGCGCCAUCUCAGACGGACUCGGAUGUUCCUCCCGAGACUGAAGAAUGCCCUUCCAUCACUGCAGAUGCUAACAUUGACUCAGAAGAUGAGUCAGAAACCAUUCCAACAGAUAAGACAAUUACGUACAAACACAUUGACCCUCCGCCUGUCCCAAUGCAAGAUCGCAGCCCUUCCCCUAGGCACCCUGAUGUCUCCAUGGUUGAUCCAGAGGCUUUGCCUGUUGACCAGAACUUGGGCAAGCCUUUGAAGAAGGACCUCAAAGAAAAGACAAAAACAAAAAAGCAGGGUACUAAGACCAAAUCUUCCUCUCCUGCUAAGAAAAGUGAUGGUAAAUCAAAACAAGUGGCUUCCCCAAAGCCAGCUGUAAAAGAAUCUUUAGACAAAAUUUCCAAAACAGCUUCUCCAAAAAAGAAGGAGUCUGUUGAGAAGGCAACCAAAAAUAUCUCAAAUCCAGAAGUAAAGUCUCGAGUGGAAGAGAAAGACAAGGAUACCAAGAAUGCAGCAAAUUCAACAACAUCCAAGUCAGUGAAGACUGCAACUACAGGACCUGGAAAUAGUAAGCUGACAAAAUCAACAGCUGUGCCUCCAGGACCCCCGGUGUAUUUGGAUCUGGUGUACAUCCCCAACCACAGCAAUAGCAAGAACGUUGAUGUUGAGUUUUUCAAGAGGGUCCGGUCAUCCUACUAUGUGGUGAGCGGGAACGAUGCUGCUGCCGAAGAGCCGAGUAGGGCCGUUCUGGACUCCCUGCUGGAGGGCAAGGCCCAAUGGGAGAGUAACAUGCAGGUGACCUUAAUCCCAACCCAUGACUCAGAAGUGAUGAGGGAAUGGUACCAAGAGACCCAUGAGAAACAACAGGACCUCAACAUCAUGGUUUUGGCAAGCAGCAGCACUGUUGUUAUGCAAGAUGAAUCUUUUCCUGCAUGCAAGAUUGAACUGUAAGAACAAGACCAUGCACCACAACAUUAAACUUUGUUUCCAGAAAUUCUUCAAUUUGAAAACACCUUUUCUAAAAAUUCAACCCAUCUAUUUCGACUGCUGAACUAUAUACCUGCCAAAUGCUAUACUGUGUCACGGUGAUGCAAGUCACUAAUAUUUUUCAGUCUUUGCUGAUUGCUAAGGGAAAUAACAGUAUUUCCAUAGUAGGGUUCAAAUUACUGCGAAAAAACAGAUCCAGCUUCAUCUCCGCUGAACAUUUGGAAACCAUGCACUAGCAACCCCAACUGACUUCUGCCAGGUAGAGGCAUUUGGCCUCUAAAGAAACACAGAGAGAGAGAAAGAGAGAGAGGGGUAGGAGGGGAAAGUAAUAAAUAAUUAGAUCUGCAUUAGUCUCAUGGCAAUAGAUGUAUCGCUUACUGCAGUCUGCUUAUGCUCUAACAUGAAAAGAAAGUUUUAAAUUUGUAUCCAUCUGAGCUAUCGCAAAGGGGGUCCUUACUUUACAGAAUUAAGUUAGCUGGAAAAUAAAAAGAAACAGAAUGUGGCUAGGAAGGGACGUACAACCUGAACACUCAUUAGCAGUUAUCCACUUUAAUUUGAACUCUGCAUACUGACAUGCCAUAACAAUCAUAGACCAAAUAUGCAAGUAGUUUGAACCCCAUUCAGAAUUCGAAAACCUUUCUUUCAACAUGCAGACAUGUUGGUCUAAGGCACGCUCCCAGUGAAAAUCCACUUACUCCACUCAGAAUUGACCAGUCCACAUGCUUAAACACCCACGUCAAUUAACCGAAGCAAAAUACCAAAGCAGUUGGGAGUACAUACAGUAGACAAUUUGCCUUAGAAAGUGACUUGAAUGUACAAAGAAACUUGAUGCACUUAUUUUUUAAUGCUGAGACAGCAAGUUUAUAAAACAUCUGUGUAGGAUCAUAGUUACACCAGUAAAGAAGUGUGAGUGUGCAUGUGUGGUACUAGAAGCCUAUAUGACUGGUCAAACAGCUUGGUGCUAUGAAUUGCGUGUGUUAGUUAUGUGAUCACUUCAUUGAUGCACCUGGACAACUCAACAAGGCAAGACAAGCAUUAUUUUUGAAAGCUUCUUUUGUACUGUGGAAGCAAGAUUGAAGUGUUGUCCGGUAUCAGAGUUGCAAAACUUAGUGAAACAUUCAGGAUGGUGAAAAAGGUUACCUGCGAGUCUGUACAGUAUUCAAUCUUCCUUUGUCUUACCUUAUUUUGUUUAAUUUAAGAGUGAAUAUGGGAACAAAUGUACAGAAUCCUUUUUUUUAGUGCUGCGUGAACUUUUAAUAGAUGAAUUUUUAACAAACGUUUUCAUUUACAGGAAAAUGCAAAGAAAAAUUUUUCAGGUGAAGGAAAUUUUUUUUAGUAGUUUUGUAAGAUAAAUGAAUAAUGUUGUUUAAGGUUCUGGUGAGAAUGGAUAUUGCGGUAACAUUUAUUGAAAAUAGACAACUGCCAAUACCUUGGUGGGAGGGAGGGGGGCUCAUAAUGAUAAAAUUAACCUCUUGAUGACAACAGAAAAUGGGAUUUGAAAAGCUGAUUGCCUAAUCUUUACAAGGGUGUAACCUAGAUUCUCAACCCUCGCAAGAUCUUGAAGGAAAAUAGAAUAAGCAGAGAUAAGCUAAAACAAGUCACAUCCUCCCUUCUUCCUUCCUUUCUUCCUUCCUUUUUUCCUUCCCUUCUUCUUUCCUUUCCUCCUUCCCUUCUUCCUUCCUUUCUUCCUUCCCUUCUGCUUUAGAUCACGUGCAGAGGAACAGCAUAUACAACAGUUCCAUGAUUUAAGACAGUUUGGAUUUUUUUGUCUCAGAUGCUUUAGCCAAGUAAAAUAUUGUUACAUUGUAGGUUUGUGAAUCUGAAUAUGUAGAAGGUGUAAAGGCCUCCAACAUGGAGAUAUGUGCUGGUCUCUAUGAUUCACCGUUGUGGCUGGUAUUGAGUUUCAUGAAGUAGUGAAUUAUGACCUCAUUUUAUUUUCUUUACUUCUAAUUUAUUUCAAAUUUACAUUGAUAGGAUUUUUUUUUUAAUAGGUAUAUGUUUGCACUCCUAAUUUUUAUGAAUUUUUUUUUUAUACUGCUUUAGGGCCCUUUAAAUGUGGGCUCCUGAGGCCCAGUUAAUGCUGUGAAUUACUGUUUGUCAAUUGUUGGGGGUUUUGAUUUAUUUUAAAUGUUUUCCUUUUGUAUCUCCAGCAAUGCUGUUUUAUUUAUUGUUAUUCCUUUUAAGUCCUUAAGGAUAACAGAAUGACUAUGGCACAAAAGGCAGAUGGAAAUGUGUUGUGAAAACAAGCAUGUUGGCUGGGCUUUUGAUCAUUUACUUAAAAUCGCUUUUGUAAAACAUAGUCUGCAAAGUUAUAGGCAAAAUAUUUGGCAGAAUAGUUGUAUUAUUUCUACAAUUUUUUCUGCUUUGUCUACUUUCUUAUAUAGGUAAGAUUUCAAACUUUUUGAGUGGGUGGGAACAGAUUUUCUGAUUUUGUGACAAAAUCUGAAACAGUUUGUAGCUCCGCUUUGGCAGAAAAUCUGUUUAAGUAUAGCAGUGGUCCGGAGACUAAUCUCACUUAAAGUCCUGUAAAUCUGCAACAAUUUCACUGCAGUCAGUGAAGUUACCGUUAUUUGGUCCUGCUGUAAAUGAAAUUUGAAUCAAGCCUUAAAUUUCCCCAAGUAAGUUUGUGAUGGCUCAAGUAUUUGUUUUAAAAAAAAAUAGGCAGUUACAGCCCAUCUGAACAUGUACGUUCAUUUUUGCUGCUACAGGAAUAUUAAAAACCCAAUCUGGCUACUCCGAGGUAUUGUAAAGCCUGGUCCAUCCGUUCCCUUUUAAACGUUUUAAACGACAACCGCACGCCUGGGCGUAACACAGAUACGAACUCCUCCAUUCGCUCCUCUUGCCCUUGAUGUCUUUCCUGCCAGUGGAACUAAUCUAACUGUGCUAGUCGUAAUACUGCACAAUUAGUUUAGGAACAGUCAUCAAAAUGUACCGUGUACAUUAAUGAUGAGUGCUGUUGAUCAGCACAGAUUUCUAGGAGCAUGGUUUGAUAUUGAUUUCUCUAAUUAUAAAGAUUCAAUAUUUGAGUGUAAAGGACACUCCAUUUAAGUGAUGGUAUUAUCCAUAAUAGCAUCCCCAGUCAUGAUCUUUGUGCUAUUACUAUACUGCUUAACCUUAAAUUCAAAGAAGAAUUAACUUUAGAGAUCACAUCCCACUCCUGAACUUGAUCAGGGCCUCUCUUGCAUGCCUUUUCAAAGUCUUGUGGUGGGCCUGACUUCACUGACCUCUACUUUUCACUCCAUCUUUCAUAGAAAUCACUUUUGAUUUUUUUUGAUUACCUGACAUACUGUGGUGAAUGGAGCUAACUGUGUAUAUGAAUGUUUUUUUUUAAUUGUCUAUGAUAGCUUAUGCAUUUUAGGAGAGUCCCGGUACUCAUUUACUAAGAUUUAAUCAAUUUUUAAUUGAAUUUUGAAUCCCUCCCACCACAAGCAAGUCAGCUCCAACGAGCGCUUACUGUGCAUUUGGGACAUUUCUGUCAUAUGCUUCUCUUUGUUCAUCUGUCGCCAGAGGUUCUUGCUCAGUGAUGAUGUUUUGAGAGAAAUAGUAAUUUUGUUGGUCUGGAUUUAUUAGAAAAGGAAAAAGUAUAAUGUUUACACUUGAAAGAAACUGUAAGCUUUCAUCUUUUCACCUAAUAAUUGAACAAAACACUAAAAGCAACUAGGGGUAAGCAUUUCUUAGAAUGCAAUUAUAUUAUUCACCUGGUUUAAAAACGUUUGCUAUUUAAAAUAAAAAAAAGAAAAAAAAAGUCAGUUUGUUGUGACUUUACAAAAAAAAUCUAAAAAAGGAAAUAACUAAAUAAAACCAUGGCAUAAAAAUAUUGAAAGAAAAAGAAAAAAAAAAAAAGAAGAAAAAAAGAAAAAGCUUCUCUGCACUAGACUAGCUAGGAGCUCCCGAUGGCAGGAGCUACCUCUUCAAGACUGGGCUGUAAUCACAACUGUAAAAGAGCAAAUCUGAAGUCUGCUUUCACGCAUUUGCAUGCAGCCAUUAUCUUCCAAACUAUGGAAAGGAGCAGUCUUGUUGCUGGCUGAGAAGCACCUCACACACCUCCUCUCUCUUGUUCUGAAUGGUGUUUGUGUCAGUCUGCAGCUGUGUAUGGUAUUAUGUCUUAUAAUCCUGCAUCACUUCUAUUCUAUCCAGUCAUAUCUAAUGUAGAAAAUUAGUUUCCAGUGAAAGUAAUAUGUAGUGCUUUUAUGAUAUUUGUGUGCAAUAUCCCCUCUUCCAUUGAGGAUAUUUGAUGUAAAGGAAACAAACUCAGUUCCACAAUAAAAUACAAAAGUGGUAAAGUGGUGUCGACA